Messenger RNA from Vitrella brassicaformis, 1214 nucleotides. The record is from the annotation of a GenBank genome assembly. Lineage: Eukaryota; Vitrellaceae.
CCCAGAGAGAGAAGGACUUCACGCAGGCAGGCAGGCAGGAAGGCAGGGUGUCAGAUAGGAUUUCUACGGUCAUUCAGUUCCAGUCUGUCUGUCAGCAGGUGGUUCUAAGCCGCCUCCUCUCUGAACGCCACCUCCACCAACUCCUGCAGCGUCAACUUCAUCUCGCGGUCCGCACAAUGGCUGGCAGCGAAUCCAAAGCGCAUCUUAAACACAUCAACACGCUCCCGGGGGGUUGCUGCGGUGGUCCUCUCGAGGGCCGUCGUGAUGAAGAGGCGGAUGAUCUGGCUGAUGCGGUGCCAGAGAGGGGCGAGCAGGUAGGGAGGAAUGGCGUUGCACAUGUAGCCGGCGAUUUCCAUCUUGAUCUCCUUCAUAAUCCCGUCGUUGGUGGCUGCACGGGUGGACCAAAGUGGCCGUAGCGCGCGUUCGAGGGAGCGGAAGAUCAGCCGGAACAAGUCGUGUUGAAGGUAGGCAAGAUACGCGUCAACGACGCGUUGGUUGGCAUCCAUGCCAACCUCCCCAGCCGGCUGCCUCUCGGCACCCCUGCCGACCACAAAUCGGCACCGUGCCGCAGCAGUCCCCGCAGCAGACCGUUGGCGUUGGGACGGGAAGCGGCGAGCUGCAGGGGCGUGGCUCCCGCCGUGUCAGUCGUGUUGAGGGUAUAGGUGAAGCCCCUCCUCACCAGCAGGUCGAUGAGUUUCUCCUGUGCUGCCUCGCUCCUCAGGGGGUGCCGGCAGAACUCAUGGAUGGGCAGCCGACGAUUGGCGUCACGCUGGCGGAGCUGCCCGGGCUCCAGCUCGACCAGGCGGCUCACCAUUGCCAGCUUGACGAUGGGCUGCAUGAAGGGGUUGUGCCGCGCCACAUCGAACAGCAGCUUCAGCUGCGCCAGCCCCGACGAAGGGUCGCCGACGUCGCUGUCCAUGAUGUAGUUGAGCAUAAUGUGGGCGACGUCGUAUCUGCCGCAGACAAUGGCGACUCUCGAGGGAUAGGGGUCGCCCCUCAGCGCCUCUUCAGACCCCAACCUCGCUAGGAAUGUGUGGAUGAUGGCCGGGGCGUCCGCCAGCGAGGACUGCGCGACCAAGCUGAUCAGCCUCAUAGGGCGACCGCGAAAGAACAAGCGCUGCGAAGGGUCGGCAUCCGUGAGCGUCCCGAACAUGAACUCUUCCCAGAGCUUCAGCGUGUUCAGGUUUGCAUCCCGCGAAAAGCUGACUCGGCCG